Messenger RNA from Populus euphratica (Euphrates poplar), 909 nucleotides. RefSeq names its product ubiquitin-conjugating enzyme E2 2. The transcript has 6 exons. The record is from RefSeq and is a predicted model, not a curated record. NCBI's taxonomy places the organism in Eukaryota, Viridiplantae, Streptophyta, Magnoliopsida, Malpighiales, Salicaceae. Bases 226 to 684 code for a protein of 152 amino acids.
AGUCGGUCUCUUCACGCACUCAAUAAGCCGAGCAUCAUCCAUCCAAUCCAUUCCAAUUUCUUUACAGAGAAUCGAAGAAGAAGCUUGAUUCUCUCUCUUUUUUUAAAAAAAAAUAAUUGGGAUUCUGCUCUUCAUCAAUCCAUCCUCAGCUCCCAAAGAAAGAGACAAGAAGAGGAAACCACCUCUCUAUCUCUUCUUCUUACAGCUUUGCAGGUGCCCCCCGCAAUGUCGACUCCUGCACGGAAGAGAUUGAUGAGAGAUUUUAAGAGGUUGCAGCAAGACCCGCCUGCAGGCAUCAGUGGAGCACCUCAAGAUAACAACAUAAUGCUUUGGAAUGCUGUGAUUUUUGGUCCUGAUGACACUCCAUGGGAUGGAGGCACAUUUAAAUUGGCUCUUCAUUUUUCCGAGGAUUAUCCAAACAAACCACCCACAGUGCGAUUUGUUUCUCGAAUGUUUCAUCCAAACAUUUAUGCAGAUGGAAGUAUCUGUUUGGAUAUUUUACAGAAUCAGUGGAGUCCUAUAUAUGAUGUGGCAGCUAUACUCACAUCUAUACAGUCGUUGCUCUGUGACCCCAACCCCAAUUCUCCUGCAAAUUCAGAAGCUGCUAGGAUGUUCAGUGAAAACAAGCGGGAGUACAACCGGAGAGUGAGGGAAAUUGUUGAGCAGAGCUGGACGGCAGACUAAAACUCCAGAUGCUGCUCUGUUAAGGCAGUCCAAGUCUGAAGGUUUCAAGGCAGGUCUUCAGUAACAUGGCCGCUGUUAAGAAUUGUGUUAUCUUAUCGACUUUUAUCCUGUAUCCCUCUUGGCUUUCGUCCCUAUUUCAAGUGCACUGUACCUUGGUGUCGCUAUCUCCGUUGCAUGCUUUUAUGCCUUGGUAAAAAAAAAAAAACAAAGAAAUUUGUGUAUCAA